AUGGCUCGUUCUGUCUGCGAAGCUAUCUGCGCAAUCUCUCCUUCAACAUUUCAAUAUCUGAUUUGUGCUCAGACCCGAUGGUUUUUUGUGAGGUACGCUUCUUCAACUUCGUCCAAUGGGCAUUCUUUCACCGUUUCGUAUCUCAUUGACACCUGUGGCUUCUCACCUACACAAGCUGAUUCAACUUCUAAGCACGUCAGCUUAGAAACGCGGGAUAAGCCUGAUUUGGUUAUCAAUUUCCUUAAAAGUCAUGGAUUCUCUCGGCCCCAGAUUAUUCGUUUCAUUACAGAUGUCCCAUCGUUUCUUCGAUAUGAUCCUGAGAAAACCUUUCUGCCCAAGAUUGAAUUUUUCAAAUCCAGAGGCGUUUUGAGCUCAAACAUCCCUAGGAUCAUAUGUAGUUGUCCUAGAAUCAUGGCAAGAAGCUUAAGGAAGCAGCUCAUUCCUUCCUUUGACUUACUUCGAGAUGUGUUUCGAUCUGACGAGAAGCUCAUUAAAACUCUUCAAAAGUACUCGGGCAUUCUUAUUGACAGCAACACACUUGCCCGGCCUAAUAUGGAGCUAUUGCUAGAAGCAGGAGUUCCUCAAUCAAAUGUUAUCAAAUGUGUGCAGGAUUUUCCUAGGAUUUUUACUAGAAGACCUAACGAAUUCAAGGACAUUGUGGAAGAAGUUAAGGAAAUUGGGUUUGAUCAUUUGAAGUAUAAUUUUCUUGUUGCUGUUUUUGUAUACUUAGCGUUAGGAAAAUCCUUAUUCGCCAAAAAGGCUGAUGUUUAUAAGAAGUGGGGUUGGUCCGACAAUGACAUUCUCGUGGCAUUUAGAAAGUACCCCUUGUGUAUGAUCACGUCUGAGAAUAAGAUUGAUGCAGUAAUGGAGUUUCUUGUCCAUAAAAUGGGCUGUGAGUCAUCAACUAUUAGCGAAUAUCCUUCAGUUUUUGGAUUAAGUGUGAAAAGGCGAUUGAUACCAAGAGGUGCUGUCAUUCAAGCUCUGCUGUCAAAGGGUCUGAUGGAAAGGGAAACAUUGUUUGCAACAUUUAUAUACACUGAAAACUACUUUUUGGGGAAGUUUGUCCAUUGUCAUGUACAGGAAGCUACUGAAUUGUUAGAGUUGUAUCAGGCCAAACUGGAUCUUGCGGAGUGA
Messenger RNA from Neltuma alba, 1134 nucleotides. RefSeq lists its product as uncharacterized. The transcript has a single exon. Gene Ontology annotation, biological process: regulation of DNA-templated transcription. The record is from RefSeq and is a predicted model, not a curated record. The coding region runs from base 1 to 1134 and encodes 377 amino acids. Gene Ontology annotation, molecular function: double-stranded DNA binding. Lineage: Eukaryota; Viridiplantae; Streptophyta; Magnoliopsida; Fabales; Fabaceae.